Molecule: messenger RNA, 849 nt
Organism: Hordeum vulgare subsp. vulgare (domesticated barley)
Lineage: Eukaryota; Viridiplantae; Streptophyta; Magnoliopsida; Poales; Poaceae
Product: F-box protein FBW2-like
Exons: 2
Coding region: 12-761 (249 amino acids)
Molecular function (GO): protein binding
Source: RefSeq, a predicted model, not a curated record
AUCGAUCAGGGAUGGAAGAGUGCAGUAAGAACAUAUGUUGGGAGGACCUGCAACGAGAUGCCCUAGGCAUCAUCUUCUGCAAACUCUCCCUUCAGGAGAUCCUCAGUGUGGUUCCUGGGGUUUGCAAACCAUGGAGCGAGGUGGUCUCAGGGUCCUACUGCUGGCAGGACACCGACAUCCAGGAGUGGAGCCAACAGAGCACGACUGACCAGAUCACCAGCAUGGUUCAUAUGCUCCUCGCACGCAGCGCUGGCUCAUGCCGCCGCCUUAGCGUGUCCCGGCUUCCCAAUGACUCAUUGUUCGCCUUCAUCGCCGACCAUGCGAAAUCUCUCGAGACUUUGGAGAUUCCGAGGAGUGAGAUCAGCGACAGCAUAGUGGAAGAUGUUGCACAAAGGCUGUCCAAAGUUACAUUCCUAGAUGUAAGCAGAUGCACCAAGAUUGGUGCUCGUGCUCUGGAGGCAUUUGGCAAGAACUGCAAAUGCCUCGUCAGACUUCGGCGGGUCAUGCACCCCAUGGAUCUCGUUGGGAAGGUGUGCCACAAUGACGAGGCUCAUGCUAUUGCCUGCAAUAUGCCAAAGCUUUGCCACCUCGAUUUGGGAUACAUGUUCAUCACGACUAAGGCUGUCUUCGAGAUCGCCUUCAAGUGCCAUGACCUCAAGCUCCUAGAUAUGCGUUGCUGCUGGGACGUUGAUGAUAAUCUCUUGCGAGAGAAGUUUGCUGGGCUCAAAAUCCUGGGCCCAAGGGUGUACUGUAGAAGUUAAUCAUGUUGUACCUGUUGGACUGGGCUACUUCUUUCAUUGGAAUUUCCAUCCCUCCAAUUGAUAACUACUUCCGGUUUGAACAUAUCAG